UUAUAAAGAAAACAGAGAAACUCUUCUAAUAUGAAUAGUCAGCAGCAAAUGCCUAACAAUGGCACGGUUAUGUAUGGCAGCGGGCUCGUCUUUGGCGGAAAAGUGUAUCCCGUUCUGGUGGAUGGUGUUCCCAUGCAGCCGCCCUUGAGUGCUCAACAGGCGGCAGUGCAUCAGCGAAUGCAGAUGAAGCAGAUACAGCCGCAGGCUCCAGCAACUCAGGGCCACAAGGGCAUUGCACCUCAUCCGUCAUAUGGACGAAGUUGUGACCGACCAGAAACUCCAGGUCCUGCACCAUCGUAUAUGACCAAGCCAAGCCAGCAGAGCUUUAGUCCAUGUCCUGGUGCUACCAUCGCCCAGCAGCAACAGCAGCGGCACCAAUUGCAGUCACCGUGCAACAACCAGGCGAUUAUACAACAGCUCCAGGCGCAGAUACUGCAACGACAACUACUGCAGGCUUCCAUGGGCAAUCCCUACAGCCACUACGGCAACUACAACCUGCAAUCGAAUGCGGGCGACGAUACUAGCAGCUGGAAUGGCUAUGCCAUGAUGCACCCAUCGGAUGCAAAUAAACCGUAUACAUUCAGCUGGAAUCACAUCGAUUGA
This is a messenger RNA of Drosophila eugracilis, 603 nucleotides long. RefSeq lists its product as uncharacterized. The record is from RefSeq and is a predicted model, not a curated record. Bases 31 to 603 code for a protein of 190 amino acids. NCBI's taxonomy places the organism in Eukaryota, Metazoa, Arthropoda, Insecta, Diptera, Drosophilidae. The transcript has a single exon.